Molecule: messenger RNA, 459 nt
Organism: Caenorhabditis remanei
Lineage: Eukaryota; Metazoa; Nematoda; Chromadorea; Rhabditida; Rhabditidae
Exons: 5
Coding region: 1-459 (152 amino acids)
Source: RefSeq, a predicted model, not a curated record
AUGAGCAGUCGAGAAGACAUCAUGGUGGACUUGCUCAUUUUGGAAUUGGAAUACAAUCCGAAGACAGACGAAUUGGAGAAUAAGAAGAGUGUUGAAAACGACUACAUCAACUUGAUGGCAUCUGCACUCGGAAGUGAGAAAGCAAGGGUCGGCAACGACUGGAAGCAACCACAAUCUUCACAAUAUCACUGCAACGGCACAAGUCUUCAUCCUUCAGUCCAUUUCUCAGAAUCAAUUAUCAACCAGAGUCUUCAAUUUCAAGCCAAAAUGGAGAAGAAGCAGCCUGCUCCAGAGAAGAGAGCAAAGGAGGGGAGUCCAUCGGCUCCUGCAACAAAUCCCCAAUCGAACGUUCCAAACAGUGAGGUAGCACGUUCACUGAACGAAAUCCUAAAUAGUCUUCUCAGUGAAGAUGAGAAGACCGCAUUGGAGGCUCUCACCAGUCAUUUCAAGAGACUCUGA